Messenger RNA from Podarcis raffonei (Aeolian wall lizard), 2736 nucleotides. RefSeq names its product pleckstrin homology and RhoGEF domain containing G7 (gene PLEKHG7). NCBI's taxonomy places the organism in Eukaryota, Metazoa, Chordata, Lepidosauria, Squamata, Lacertidae. The record is from RefSeq and is a predicted model, not a curated record. Bases 435 to 2678 code for a protein of 747 amino acids. The transcript has 17 exons. Gene Ontology annotation, biological process: Rho protein signal transduction. Gene Ontology annotation, molecular function: guanyl-nucleotide exchange factor activity.
CUCAGAAGCUGGGGGGGGGGCAGAAUUAAGAAUUGGGAAGAAAAGGAGAAUUCAACAAACAUGCCCAAAGAGCAAAGAAAAUCAGUUAUGCGUUGCGGCAGAUCAUGUUACCUUCUGUAAACUCGCUUGCUACCACUUCCCUUUGCACUGUUGAGAUAAAGAAAUCCCUUGGAAACAUACAAAGAGGAAAAACAAGUUCCCUAUUCCUGCAUUCAGAAAGGAGGCUGGGAAAGUGAAAAGAGGAAUUUCCACCCUUCAGUCUAAAAAGGCAGAAAAACUACCCAUGGCUUUAGCCAUUGUGUUAAACAACUUCCCUGUUACACAUUUUCUCCUGCAGGAUCAUGUUUACCCCCAAGGAAGCUGGCUGUAUCAGUGAUCCCUGCACACCUGCUGUUGAAACAAUCUUUCUGCUGUGAUUAAAGGAUUCAUAAAAAAUGGAGUGCAAAUCUUUUGAAGUGGAUGAAACAGUCUACCUGGAGGAUCAAUGUCAUAUUCUUGAGGUGACCAAACCACAAGAAGACAAUUUGGAUUUGGCAGGAAAGAGUGACUUGGGAAAUAUUGUCUUUUCAUCGUGCAAAACCCCAGCCCCAUCCAGCCCUGAGAUCAAAUUGUACCCUAAUAAUAUCACCAAGAGGAGGGCCUUUAGUGACAGCCCAAAUCUACUCCAAGUUCCACCUGUGGAGGAUGCCGAUGGUGACUUCACACCUUACCAAUUUAACAGGCAUGCUCCAGGAAGAAUUUCUACUUCUCCAACUCUUAGGAGGCUAAGAAACAGUACCCCAUCACUCUCUCAGGUCUUCUCGCUACAAAACAGCACUGAGAGUGCAAGGGGGCACAACCAGAUGCCACAAACUGAAUCAACUCUUCUUGCUUCUCAGAGGUGCACUCUGCAUUCUCAGCAAUGCUCUUUGACCUCCAACUCUGGCAUGCACACCGAUUCACUGACACUGAAAGAAAACUCCACAUUGGCUGACACACUAUCAGUUCCACCACAUCCUAAAGAUGAUUUUGUUGAUGAUAACACAUUGCAGAACACGAGGGAGAUCAGCCCUUCUUCCCUAACUAAGGAGAAACAGAAUUCUCAGGAAUGUGUUCAGGAAUUACAUUUGCAUAAACCUAGCAGUCUAUACAACUCAGCUGAACGGAGGCACAGCUCAGUGGUGGUGAGCUUGCCUGGAUUCGAGAUGUUCCCUGGAGACCUGCUGAUAUCAGAUAGUGCAGCAGAAUUCCUUUACCAUUCAGCAUCACUGCGCAGCUCAGAAUCCAAAAAGCCCUGGUGGCCAUUUGCUAAAAAAGGAACUAGUAAAGACAAACACAAACAAAUAUCAGAUCUGGAAAACUGUCUGUCCACAGUAACCCUCAACAUACCAGAUUGUAGUGAUUAUGAAUUUCAAAGUGUCAAGGGAAAAACUUGGCAGGAAAUCAUGAAUAUGCAUCAGCUUGAGCCAAAAGCCUUCUUAGAUACUAAGAAGGAGGAAGCCUUGUGGGAGCUUUUCACAACUGAAUGCACCUACCUUCUUGAUCAUCUCCAGGUUCUCAAAACAAUAUUUAUGGAUACAUUAAGGUACCUGCAAUGCAAGGAGUUUCUCUCGGAUGUGGACUCUGGGCUACUGUUUGCCAACCUAGAGGAGUUACAUCAGGUGAGCCUCAGUUUUGUGACCAGUUUCUUCAGUGCUAUAAAGGAUCACCUUGUCCAGCUUAUGCCUUCCAUAGAUUUCAUCCCUGUGCUCACAAAGUAUUUCCAAGGGAACCUGUGUCAGAGUCACCAGAUGUACUGCCUGAAUUAUACCUCUGCUAUCUUUUACUUGGAAAAACUGAAGAAAAGAGAAGAUUUUGGGAUCUAUUUGAAAUGGUGUGAACAGAACGAGCGGUGCAAACGUCUCCAUCUCGCAGAACUGCUGGUUGCCCCUUUGCACAAACUGACCCGCUACCCCCUUCUCCUGAAGAAUAUAUGGAAAAAUACAGAGGCAGCCGAGAAAUCUGUCAUUGGUACAAUUAAAGAAAAGGUGGAGAAAUCUAUAAGAGAUUUGGAAGGGAAAGUAAAAUGGCUGGAUAACUUCCAGAAAUUUAAACAGCUACAGGAAAUUAUAGUUUGGCCUUCACUUUGGGAUCAAGAAAAAAGAUUUUUUGUUCCUGAGUGUCUCAAGAACUUAUUAAGAGAAAACCCAAAUGAAAACAUCUUGUCACCAACAAAGAGAUUUCUUGUUCAUGAGGGGAGAUUAACCCUAGCAGAACAUAUGAGACUUAUUGAUGUCUACCUAUUUCUGUUUGAUGAUUUGCUGUUGAUUACAAAGCCUAACCGGCACAAAAAGAAAUCUGUAGUUUCUGACCUGAGUUUAACACCUGUUGGCCCCUUUUUCACUCCCGAAUUGCAAUCUUUGCUUGAAGGUGGUGGCUAUUGCACUGUGCUUGACCAGCCUAUCCCAUUAGACAGAAUGGUAGUAAGAAAUAUUGAAUCCUUCCACAUAACAGUUUUUGGACUACGAAAUGCUUUUCUAAUACAGCAUAGAAAUCGGUUUCAGCAGUGCAUAGCAGCCUUUUUACUACAAGCACAGUCUGAGUCUCUCAAAAAAACAUGGAUGUCACAGAUGGAAACAGCAAUAUCAAAUUGCACAAAGAGAGAAAAUAAACCCAAAACUUCAUUUUUUAGUUUACCUGCUGAAUCAUCUGAAAUUUAGUUGUGGUUCGUUGGGAACCACUUGACAAUGUAACAGAUUUACUUUUUUAAAAAAACAA